Messenger RNA from Hemicordylus capensis (graceful crag lizard), 933 nucleotides. Its product is annotated as olfactory receptor 4E1-like. Gene Ontology annotation, cellular component: membrane. Gene Ontology annotation, molecular function: G protein-coupled receptor activity; olfactory receptor activity. The record is from RefSeq and is a predicted model, not a curated record. Gene Ontology annotation, biological process: G protein-coupled receptor signaling pathway. Lineage: Eukaryota; Metazoa; Chordata; Lepidosauria; Squamata; Cordylidae. Bases 22 to 933 code for a protein of 303 amino acids. The transcript has a single exon.
GUCACACAAAACCAGACCUCGAUGACCGAGUUCAUAUUGGUAGGUCUCUCAGACAACCCUGAGAUGCAGCUGGUACUCUUUGUGAUCUUCCUGGUGAUCUACUUGCUGACCUUGGCUGGAAACAUCCUCAUCAUGGUCACCAUUGUUUAUGACCAAGGCCUUCACACCCCCAUGUACUUCUUCCUGAGCAAUCUCUCUUUUAUCGACAUCUGCCACUCUACAGUUACCGUGCCCAAGAUGCUCACUGACUUUCUGUCCGCCAAAAAGACCAUCUCCUUUGAAGGCUGCAUGACCCAGAUGUUCUUCCUUCAUCUCUUUGCCUGCACUGAAAUCUUCCUGCUCACGGUCAUGGCCUACGGCCGCUACGUGGCCAUCUGCAACCCUAUGCAUUACCUCACCCUCAUGAACUACAAGAUCUGCUUGCUGUUGGCUGCCACCAUUUGGAUCAGUGGUAUGGUCCACUCUCUUGCUUUGAUUUGCAUGACUAUCAAACUACCCUACUGCGGCCCCCAGAAGGUGGACAACUUCUUUUGUGAUGUCCCUCCAGUCAUCAAGCUGGCGUGCACCGACACCUACAUCAUUGAGGUCCUUAUUGUUGCCAACUCAGGGCUGAUCUCCAUGGUCUGCUUUGUGGUUCUGGUGGUCUCCUAUGGUGUCAUAUUGGUCUCUCUCCGUAACCAGUUUGCAGAAGGCCGACGCAAGGCGCUCUCCACAUGUGCAGCACACCUGAUGGUGGUGACUCUCUUCCUUGGGCACUGCAUCUUUAUUUAUUCCCGCCCCUCCACCAGCUUCUCAGAGGACAAGGUGGUGUCAGUCUUCUUCACAGCUGUAACCCCUCUGCUCAACCCCAUCAUCUACACACUGAGGAACGAAGAUAUGAAACGGGCACUCAAUAAGCUGGUUGGUGGGAAGGUGAAUGUGGAGAUCAAGUGA